CAGCCCCCGCGCCCCCCGCCGCUGGGCGGGGAGGGCGGCGGAGCGUUGUGAGCGCGGAUCCACCCCGCCGCCAUCUCGCGAGAAGAGCGGCGCUCCGCGGCCCGCCCCGCCCGGCGCCGGCAGCCGUGCGGGGUAUGGGGCUGUGCGGGCGGGCUUGGGCCCGCUGCGGGGGCCCGCGGCUCCCCGGGGGUCCGGGAGUUCUCUGGGCCCUGGCGUUGGGCCGGGCCUUUCCCCGGCCGUGCCGUACCGGCGGGUGGGAGACCCCGGGGACGGCUCGGUACGGCCUCUGGGCGGCGGCGGCGGCGGGCGGAGGGGUGCCGGCCCCGCGGGGGGUCCGCGGGCUGAGGAGCUCCAACCCCUUCACCCGCAGGCAGGAGGAGGAAUGGCGGCGCCGGAACCGGUCGGCGCUGGCCUACAUCGCCGCCGCCGCCGUGGGGAUGGUGGGCAUGUCCUACGCGGCCGUGCCGCUCUACCGCCUCUACUGCCAGGCCACGGGCCUGGGCGGAACGACGGGCGCGGGCCACAGCUCGGAGCAGAUCGAGAGCAUGGAGCCGGUGAGGGACCGGGUCAUCAGGGUCACUUUCAACGCGGACGUGCAUUCCAGCAUCCAGUGGAACUUCAAACCCCAGCAGAGCGAAAUCUACGUGGUACCAGGAGAGACUGCACUGGCAUUUUAUAAAGCAAAAAAUCCUACUGACAAACCAAUAAUUGGAAUCUCUACCUACAACGUAAUACCCUUUGAAGCAGGACAGUAUUUCAAUAAAAUACAAUGUUUCUGUUUUGAAGAACAGCGGCUAAAUCCUCAAGAGGAAGUGGACAUGCCUGUCUUUUUCUACAUUGAUCCAGAAUUUGCGGAGGACCCAAAAAUGGCUAAAGUUGACUUGAUCACUCUCUCUUACACCUUUUUUGAAGCAAAGGAAGGACAGAAGUUAGCACUUCCUGGAUAUCAGUAAUGGGCGGUCUCUGCACAAUCUGACUUCUGCUACCUGACUACCAGUUUUGAAACCAUUUUUCAGCAGAAGGAAAAACUGCAGGAGUACUGUGCAAUACAAAAUUAUAUCAUUAAACCACCAUGGGCACAUGCUGCUGUUACAAAAGGAUGUAUUUCUAUUUAAAAAAAAACCCCAAACCCAGAACUUAUGUAGUUGGAAUAUUAUUUCUUAGGGAUAGUAUUUUUUCAUCAGACAAUAGAAGGGAACAUGCUGCUCCUGGAAGGGAGAGGGUUUUCUCAAGCCAUCUUUUUGUAAGAUGAUACAUGUUAACUGAACACUGUGAGGCAAAUUUUUAAACCCAAGUGUAAACUGAGAUCUUCAUUUAAAUACAGAGGAAAAAAUCAGUUUAGUAAGCAUCUAAAAUUGCAUUGCUGGCUCUGAAGAAUAACUUCCAUGAAAGUUAUCUUUAUAAAAAGGUAAAAACAGGUAAUCAGUUCACAAAAUCUCAAAAGCUAAACAAAGUUAGACUGUAUUGCUAUGUAACCCUCACAUGGCACAGGGGGAUAUGAUGAUUCAGAAGAUGAUGCACCCUCUCGAAUUAUUACUGAAUCAGUAGUUUGUUUGGUAAGAGCAGACUGCUCUAAAACUGUUAUCAUUUGAAUGAGGAACAGUAAUUUAAAUGUAAGCACAUCAAAUGUGUGGUAUGGUUUCCAUUUUGAAAUACCGUAUUCAAAUUUUGAUGUUGUGUUCAACUCAUUUUAAAUAUCUGUACUGCUAAUGACUGCUCUUUCACUCUGAGAGGGCUGUACACCGGGCACCUCUACACAGAGACAAGCUCGGCACAUGUAUGAAAUGCUUUGAAGGGAAAGGCAGUACGUAAACAACUGCUCUGAAUUGCAGGCUAAAUCAAUAGCAAAGGAGUCUCCUCAAGAGCCAAAAGGAAAAUCAACUCCAUUCAGAGCUUAAGUCUGACAAAGCCUGCCCAGCAGCGCAGCAGUUGUUCAGAGGUACUGUUUACCAUCAGAACACGUAAGCCUGUAUUUAUGUAACCUUUGGUCAUUAUCUGUGGGGUAGGCAUAAUAACAUUUUAUCAUAGCUUUGCAAAUGAGCAGUGAGUUGCAGAGCAAGUUUAAGUAAGUGACCCACUCAUUUUCAGACAGGAAUUAAUCUCAGCCCAGUAUCUCAUCUGCUAGGCCAGUUCUUUCUACCCCUUUCAGCAGACGAGAUCUAACAAAGUAGACUAAUGUUGGUUUGUUUGGACUCUUAAAAAGGUAAUGGGUAUAUCAGAAAUAACUUCCAGUUACUUCAGUCUCAAUUGUGUUUGCAUACAAUAAUUUAAAAAGUGCUUUUUUGAAAAUAAGUGGGUGCUACCUUUAAAAUGCAUUACUGCACCAAUUAUAUGUGUUGUUUAAAUAGAUUCUGGAUGACAUGUCAGGUCUUCACUGUGUAUUUAUUAAAGUUUUAAAACUUUU
Aquila chrysaetos chrysaetos is the source of this 2404-nucleotide messenger RNA. RefSeq names its product cytochrome c oxidase assembly protein COX11, mitochondrial. NCBI's taxonomy places the organism in Eukaryota, Metazoa, Chordata, Aves, Accipitriformes, Accipitridae. Gene Ontology annotation, molecular function: copper ion binding. The transcript has 4 exons. Bases 135 to 953 code for a protein of 272 amino acids. Gene Ontology annotation, cellular component: mitochondrial inner membrane. The record is from RefSeq and is a predicted model, not a curated record.